Molecule: messenger RNA, 2902 nt
Organism: Mytilus trossulus (common blue mussel)
Lineage: Eukaryota; Metazoa; Mollusca; Bivalvia; Mytilida; Mytilidae
Product: calpain-2 catalytic subunit-like
Exons: 17
Coding region: 216-2513 (765 amino acids)
Biological process (GO): proteolysis
Cellular component (GO): cytoplasm
Molecular function (GO): calcium-dependent cysteine-type endopeptidase activity
Source: RefSeq, a predicted model, not a curated record
UAAAUAGUUUAUGGUCAAUGAUUUUAUUGAAAUAAAGCUGUGGUUUUUAAUUUUUAUUGAUUACGAGAUAAGGUUCAUUGAAUAUAACGGCAGUGGGUUCACUAAAUCAACAUCAUUCAGGAUUAUAUAAUGUAUGUAUGAAUAUCAAUAAGUUUUCUAUAAUAUUGUGAUUCUUUACACAUUUUAAGAAAGAAUUAAAAUAAAAGGGAAAUAUCAUGGGUUGUGCUGCUUCCUCUGAUGGUGGAACCCAGUAUGCAUCACUGGGACAACAUGGACAACAAAAUGUCAGGAGUGAACCACACAUAAGGAGCCAACAACCAACACCUUCUCAGCAAAAUACGCAACAUCAAUCACCCCCACCUCAGCAGAAUACGCAAGAACAACCACCACCUCCUCAGCAGAAUGCACAAGAACAACAGCAGCCUUCAUCAAACGAAGCACCACCGCCAUACGAGUAUAAAUCAGAACCUGUGCCCAUUGUGGCCGCCAAACCCAAAAGUGUCGAUAAGAGUGGGCCAGUUGGAGUUAAAAGCAGUGAUGCCAAAAGUGGAGUUGACCUUUACACUACUAACGAUAUGAUGUUACCUGGACUGCCAGAUUUCACGAUAGCCGAGUAUGUACCCACAGACAUUGGAACAAAUGAAAUGUUCUUAGAUUUUCGGACAUCAUCUGCAGAUUUCCCCACACAGGAUCCUCCCAAUCCUGACGGAGAUCUGUAUACUGAUUACGAUUUCACUGUAGAUGUUGCUUUUCCUAAAAGAUCAGAUUUAGAAUGGAAAAGACCUAUGGACGUCGCAGAAGAACCUGUUCUCUUUUCAGAGGGGACAACUAGAUUUGAUAUUGGUCAAGGUGAAGUAGGUACUUGUUGGUUUUUGGCUAUGGUAGCCAAUAUCGCAGACAAACCAAGAUUGUUACGAAGGGUAAUUCCGGGCGAUGCUUACAAAAUAGGUUCAGAUGAUUAUGAUGGGAUAUUUCACUCUAGGUUCUGGAGAUUUGGUGCCUGGAAUGAUACAUACAUAGAUGACUUUCUACCAAUUGUAGAGGAAACGAAUAUAGCUGGGGCUCACUCUGCAACAGAUCCGAAUGAGAUGUGGGUAGCGCUCCUUGAAAAGGCUUUUGCGAAAUUAUAUGGAUCUUAUGAAGAAAUAACAGCGGGAUUAACAGCUGACUCCUUCAUGAACCUAACAGGUGGAGUAGCAGAGAUGAUUGACUUUAGGAAGACAAAGAUAUCAUCCGAAAGAUUGUUUCAAAGGUUACAUAAUGCCUUCCAGUGCCAAACUACUAUGGUUGGGUGUGCUGUUCCGGGUAAAAAUGAUGGUAAAUGUGGAUUGGUAGGAGGUCACGCUUACUCCAUGAACGGAGCUUUUGUCGUUGGUGGAGCUAAGUUAUUAAGAAUAAGAAAUCCUUGGGGCAACGGAGAAUGGAACGGUCCAUGGAGUGAUGGGAGCCCUGAAUGGGAUUCUGCCCCGUCAGACUGUGUUCCACCACCAUCAAAAGACGACGGAGAAUUCUAUAUGGAUAUUGAUGAUUUUUUUGGAUACUUUGAAGAUUGUACCAUUUGUAAUCUAACACCGGAUUUUGACAGAGAUGGAAACCCUAAUAUGUUAAACUACGUUACGUGUAUAUAUGGAGACUGGCGUAAUGGAAAGAAUGGCGGAUUUGAACAACGAACAAAGAAUCCAUGUUACUCUGUUACACUAGGCGAUGAAGCUAUGGACGAUGAAGGUAAAGUUGCCCUUGUUGUUCAGAUAGUCCAAAGAACAUUAGAGAGUAGGGAUGAUGUCGCAGAUGUCAGAUGCGAUCUAUUCAAGGUUCUUAGCAGAAACGGCCAUUGCGUUUCCCUGGAACUGUUAGGUGACAAGUCUAAUUUAUACAUGGGGAAUGUACAAAAUACAUACAGAUUCCUUGUUGAACCAGGUUCAUAUGUGGCUAUACCCUCGACAUUGGAAGCUGGAUACGAAAAAGAGUUCCUGAUUCGAUUGUUUACCGCCGGUCCUCUGUCAAAUCCUCAUGAAGUAGACAAUAUAACAAUAAUGACAGGAAGGGGAAGAAAUGGCGAUGAACCAGCUGAAAAUUCAAGUUAUAAAUGUACCAAAUGCUCAGUUGGUGCAUUUCAAAGUGGUUUUAAUGCCGGAGGACAGAUAGCGUGUGAAGGUUUUGCAAAGAACCCACAGUACCUACUGACGGUCAAUGAAGAACAAACAUUAAAGGUCGAAGUUAUGCAACCAGAAAAGGACGAUGGAUUCGCACUUGGUAUCAAAUUGUUUGAAGCUCCUGGAGAUAUUUUCCCUGCUGAUUACGACUGGCUAAAUGACAACUAUGGCAAUGCUUUGAGAGACAGUGAGGGUGGUGAUGGCCCUUUCCAAUUCGGAACUUCUGUAGACACAUGUUACACAGUUUACCCGGGAACAUAUAUACUACUUAUUCACUGUGAUAGUGAAGCGGAUGAAAACGAUUUUUCUGUGGCAAUUUAUUCAGAAUGUCCAAUUGAAAUGGAAUCGGCACACGUAUAAAGGGAGAUAAAAGAAUAUCAUUGUUUGAUGGUUAAACAAAAUAUAUCUAAGUUUUGAAAUAAAUACUGAAAUAGAAGAAUAUUGUUCAACGUGGAAAUAAAAUAAUCAUUCCAAUGUUAAAUACAUGCAUUCUAAACUAGGACAAAGAAACUGUCUUCCUGCUCUCCUUCAGUAGUAUUAUCAUCAGCAAUUGAUAAAUAACCAGGUUACCUCUUUUCAUACCCUAAUACAUCCUGAUAUAUUUUGAAUGGAAAAUAUUCAUCCGGUUUCAGACAAAAAUGGAUUUGUAUACGACAAUCUAUGAAAAAAACCCAAGUAUUUCAUAAUUGACUCAUCUGUGAUAUUUUCUUUUACAUAUUAUUUAUUGAGAAUUAAAGUUACCAUUUCUA